CGGGCGGAGGCUGCUGAGGCUGCGAGACCCGGGCGCGCGGGAGCCGGGCCUAGGUCGGCGCCCUGGCAGCGGCAUCUGUGUGUGUGUUGUGGAGCAGCAGGACCUGCUGGGAACAAUGCCACCGCCAUCAGACAUCGUCAAAGUGGCCAUUGAGUGGCCAGGUGCUAAUGCCCAGCUGCUGGAGAUUGACCAGAAACGACCCCUGGCUUCCAUCAUCAAGGAGGUUUGCGAUGGGUGGUCAUUGCCAAACCCAGAGUAUUAUACCCUCCGUUACGCAGAUGGUCCCCAGCUCUACAUUACCGAGCAGACUCGCAAUGACAUUAAGAAUGGGACCAUCCUACAGCUGGCCAUCUCCCCGUCCCGGGCCGCCCGCCAGCUGAUGGAAAGGACCCAGUCAUCCAACAUGGAGACCCGGCUGGAUGCCAUGAAGGAGCUGGCCAAACUCUCCGCCGAUGUGACUUUUGCCACCGAGUUCAUCAACAUGGACGGCAUCGUUGUGCUGACGAGGCUCGUGGAAAGUGGAACCAAGCUCUUAUCCCACUACAGUGAGAUGCUGGCAUUCACCCUGACUGCCUUCUUAGAGCUCAUGGACCAUGGCAUUGUCUCCUGGGACAUGGUGUCCAUCACCUUCAUUAAGCAGAUUGCAGGGUACGUGAGCCAGCCCCUAGUGGACGUGUCCAUUCUUCAGAGGUCCCUGGCCAUCCUGGAGAGCAUGGUCUUGAACAGCCAGAGUCUGUACCAGAAGAUAGCAGAGGAGAUCACCGUGGGACAGCUCAUCUCUCACCUGCAGGUUUCCAACCAGGAGAUCCAGACCUACGCCAUCGCCCUGAUCAAUGCGCUCUUUCUGAAGGCUCCUGAGGACAAGCGGCAGGACAAGCCUCUUAAUCCUCUAGACCUGCCUGUCACUGAUAUGGCCAAUGCAUUUGCACAGAAACACCUUCGGUCCAUAAUCCUAAACCAUGUGAUCCGCGGGAACCGCCCAAUCAAAACGGAGAUGGCCCAUCAGCUCUAUGUCCUUCAAGUCCUGACCUUUAACCUCUUGGAAGAAAGAAUGAUGACCAAGAUGGACCCCAAUGACCAGGCUCAAAGAGACAUUAUUUUUGAACUGAGGAGAAUUGCAUUUGAUGCGGAGUCUGACUCUAGCAAUGCCCCUGGGAGCGGGACUGAAAAACGCAAAGCCAUGUACACCAAGGACUACAAAAUGCUGGGCUUUACCAACCACAUCAACCCAGCCCUGGACUUCACCCAGACUCCCCCGGGCAUGCUGGCCCUGGACAACAUGCUGUACUUGGCUAAAGUCCACCAGGACACCUACAUCCGGAUCGUCUUGGAGAACAGCAGCCGAGAAGACAAACACGAAUGUCCCUUUGGCCGCAGUGCCAUUGAGCUCACAAAAAUGCUCUGUGAGAUCCUGCAGGUUGGGGAGCUGCCAAACGAAGGGCGCAAUGACUACCACCCAAUGUUCUUUACCCACGACCGGGCUUUUGAAGAGCUCUUUGGAAUCUGCAUCCAGCUGCUGAACAAGACCUGGAAGGAGAUGAGGGCUACGGCAGAAGACUUCAACAAGGUCAUGCAGGUAGUGCGAGAGCAGAUCACCCGAGCCUUGCCCUCCAAACCCAACUCCCUGGAUCAGUUUAAGAGCAAGCUGCGCAGCCUGAGCUACUCAGAGAUUCUGCGGCUGCGCCAGUCCGAGAGGAUGAGUCAGGAUGACUUCCAGUCCCCGCCCAUUGUGGAGCUCAGGGAGAAGAUCCAGCCCGAGAUCCUUGAGCUCAUCAAGCAGCAGCGCCUGAACCGCCUCUGCGAAGGCAGCAGCUUCCGAAAGAUUGGGAAUCGCCGGAGGCAAGAGCGGUUCUGGUACUGCCGCCUGGCGCUGAACCACAAGGUCCUGCAUUAUGGUGACCUGGACGACAACCCUCAGGGGGAGGUGACGUUCGAAUCCCUGCAGGAGAAAAUUCCUGUUGCAGACAUUAAGGCCAUUGUCACUGGGAAGGACUGUCCUCACAUGAAGGAGAAAAGCGCCCUGAAGCAGAACAAGGAGGUGUUGGAAUUGGCCUUCUCCAUCCUCUAUGACCCUGACGAGACUUUGAACUUCAUAGCCCCUAACAAGUACGAGUACUGCAUCUGGAUCGAUGGCCUCAGCGCCCUCCUGGGGAAGGACAUGUCCAGCGAGCUGACCAAGAGCGACCUGGACACCCUGCUGAGCAUGGAGAUGAAGCUGCGCCUCCUAGACCUGGAGAAUAUCCAGAUCCCCGAGGCGCCGCCGCCCGUGCCCAAGGAGCCCAGCAGCUACGACUUCGUGUAUCACUACGGCUGAGCCGGAGAGCACAGGAGGGGAUUUGGGGCCCAGGAGCGACACUCCCAGUCUGGUGCCUUGUCCUUUUGCUUGUACAGAAUCUGUAGUGAUCGUGGUGGCCAGCCACUCCUCACACCCACUUCGGGCCACCCAGAACUUCCUCUUGGCCCCGUCCACCAGGGUCACGAAGGCGAGCUGUUCCGCCCUCCCUGUCACCACAAAGCCUGGGGUUGGGCCAGGAAGUCAGCAGCCCAUGCUUUCCGGCCUGAGAAACUACACGUUGAACUGGGUGUAACAGCACUCAAUCACCUUUUCGGCAGCAGCCUGCUCUCUGAGAACGGGAGGAGCUGGCCCGGGAAGGGCUGUGUGCUGUGGACAGACAGACCAGGCUUGGAGAGCCCGUGGAGUGACCGCCAUGGGGUGACCUGUGCGUGUGACCCCUGGCCUUUGCCUCUGUCUCCUGCGCGAGGGCUUGCUGCAGCCUCAUUCGGUGCCAAGAUGCUGAUGGCUCACCAGGUCUGGCUCCAGCACUGGUCUCUGGAACCACCAGAUCUCUCUCUCGGCUAAAUGGGGACAUCCAGCCCUGUGAGCUCUUAGUCUCCUCCUGGCCAGUCUGCUCUCCAGGCCUCAUAGCCCACAGCACAGCUACAGGGAAAGCCCAGCAGAGGCCUGGGUGCAGACUGUGGUAAAGCCACCCUACCCCCACCCCCACUUCCCCAUGUUUCUAUCCCAUCCUUCCUCAGGGAGUAAAGCUCCCAGCAGUCUGAACAGUGGCCCCCUCCAUUCUAAGAGCCCAGGAGAUUUGCCAUCCCUUUCUCCUCUUCCUUGCGCCGUGGUUUCUGCCAUGGGCCAGGAUUUCAGGGAGCUGGCUGAAGCCGGCUGAGGCCACAGCUGUGCCAGCAGGCGUCCCUGGUGCUGCAGCACCCGUGACCCACACACGUAGCCUCUGUCCUGUAGGUUAACACGGUGGCGCUCAGUUUCCGUAACUGGCGUGGCAGGUACGACCCAAUGAAGAGUGGACUCUAUUUUCUCUACUAGGCCAUACUUAUAUAGCCCUGUAUAUAUAUAUUUAUAUAAUAUCAGCCUAUCCUAGGAUUGAAUGCUUGGGGGAGGGGAACGCGGGGG
Messenger RNA from Ochotona princeps (American pika), 3418 nucleotides. It is a transcript of the gene ELMO2, whose product is annotated as engulfment and cell motility 2. The record is from RefSeq and is a predicted model, not a curated record. The transcript has 22 exons. Lineage: Eukaryota; Metazoa; Chordata; Mammalia; Lagomorpha; Ochotonidae. Gene Ontology annotation, biological process: actin filament organization; cell motility. Bases 116 to 2314 code for a protein of 732 amino acids.